This is a messenger RNA of Daucus carota subsp. sativus, 612 nucleotides long. RefSeq lists its product as uncharacterized. The coding region runs from base 1 to 612 and encodes 203 amino acids. The record is from RefSeq and is a predicted model, not a curated record. Lineage: Eukaryota; Viridiplantae; Streptophyta; Magnoliopsida; Apiales; Apiaceae. The transcript has a single exon.
AUGUCGGUUCCUGAGAAGAGCUCUUGGGUAUGGAGAAAUAUUCUAAAUUGUCGUUCUAAAGCUGCUGAGUUCAUCAAAUAUAUUCCUGGCAAUGAUUCUGGUUUUCUUUUAUGGCAUGACCCGUGGAUUAACAGUAAACCUCUGCUACAUCAGUUUGAUGCUUCUAUAAUUUCUGCUCUCAAUUCACAAUCGUUGGCGACUAUUGGUAGUAUUCAAAAUGAUGGUGUAUGGGUUUUGGGUGUUAGUAAUUACCAACCAGUGCGUGAUCUUCGUACUUUCUGUGACAAUAUUUCGAUUCGGGGUUUUGAUCGUCUAGUCUGGGAUAAUGGAGGUGGUAGAAUAGUCAAUAUUUCUGCCAUUUAUCAUUCUAUUCGCAGCCGUUGUAUUCCCCCCUUGUGGUUACCGUUUGUUUGGAGCAAGUUCAGAGUUGCUAAGUUUGCUCUCAUCUCUUGGCUUAUUAUGCGGGAAAGACUUCUUACUAAGGACAGGAUGCAGAACUUUAGCAUGAAUGUUUGUCAAGUUUGCGUUCUCUGUGGACAACCAAUGAAACUCACAAGCAUCUUUUCUGCGACUGUGUUUACACAAGGUCUAUUCUUAAUGCGUGCCCCAUGA